Hevea brasiliensis (rubber tree) is the source of this 1854-nucleotide messenger RNA. RefSeq names its product E3 ubiquitin-protein ligase RING1. The transcript has 3 exons. The coding region runs from base 1019 to 1777 and encodes 252 amino acids. Gene Ontology annotation, biological process: ubiquitin-dependent protein catabolic process. Gene Ontology annotation, molecular function: ubiquitin protein ligase activity. NCBI's taxonomy places the organism in Eukaryota, Viridiplantae, Streptophyta, Magnoliopsida, Malpighiales, Euphorbiaceae. The record is from RefSeq and is a predicted model, not a curated record.
CUAUGAAUGUUCUAACUUCUAAGCGUUUCUUCAGCAGGUUGAUUAAACUUCUUCUUAGCUCCCCUUGUUGAUCCCACUUCUGUGCUUGUCAUUGAUGUUGGUGACGGAUCUCUCUCUCCUUGAUGAGUAGACACUGAACCUAUCUUGUUAAGCAUUUCAGUCUACUUGUUAUCUUUCAGCUCCUUCACCGCAGCAACACAGCCCACGGCUGUCCAAGCUCUGCUCUUCCUACUCAUUCUAACAAUUACACUAUACAAGCGUCGCCCAUUUUCGAUGCCUGUUGCAUAUAGGCAUAGAUAUUAGAGAGUCUGCAGCUGCAGGAUGAAACUGAAAGCAGUUUCAUUGAGCCAGUGGCCCUUUUUGUUUUCUUCAGCCUGAAAUCCAGGGGAAGAGUGAGUGUCCUCUGCCUUUUGGCGGCCAUUGUACAUGUGCUGGGAACAAGCUCAGGACUCCAAACCUCUUCUUCUACAUGUAACCAACCGCCAGUGUUUGGAAAGUUACAUAUUUGCUAGGGAAUAAACUAGAGUUUUUGUUAUCAUUUUUUUAUCAAGGCCUACUUGGCCCAACAUCCACAGGAGACAUGGGAAGAGUUUCAUGCUCUGUAAGAUUGUGGGUAGUCCAUGAGCAGCAAGAAGCCCACCUUUGCUUCUCAUUAUAUUGCUGAAAUUGCAUUUUGGGGGUUGGAUUGCUGAAGAAUGUCAAACUGAAAUGUUGCAAACUAAAUAAAAUAGAAUUAGAUUCUUUUCUUACAUCAUUUUUGGCAGAUUCUUUAUCUCUCUCUUGCGAUGGUCAUUCACUGCCACCAGACAAGCAUCUCUUUAAUGGAGGAAGAAUACGACUUUACAUCAGAAUAGAUGCAUGAAAAGGGAUAUAUCCACGCACAUACUUGAAUGAAAUUUUCAACAAAAAAAGGAAUAAAAAGCUACAGAGACGAAAGAACCCUCUUAACAGAAUGAGCAACCAAUAUUUUAGCAAUGAGAAAUGAAUAUUUUGCAACUACCAGCAGCCUGAAAUUACGAUGAGCAGAGGCUUCAACAAUUUCAAUCCACCCCCAACUGGGGAUAGGAGAACUGGACGUGACUACGGUAUCUAUGCUCCUAAUAACACUGACUGGAAUUACCCCUCACUUCCCAUGUUUCCUCGGCUCUCUCCUCCCCAGGUCCCUCCGGGUGGAAGCAGAGGGGCUCCCGAUGAUCCAUGGCCACAUGUUGAGGAGACACUGAUACCUUUCCAUUUAAUUGGUUUUCCCAUGCAACCAUAUUCGCCUACGCCAUUCCUUGUCCUCAAUAAUGGCCUUGCAAGGGAGCCCCGUCCAGGAAUAAUGGAGCCAAGAUAUUUUCAGGCCUCUCCUUCCACUCAAGAAGACUCCCGAUUGACCCAAGAUGAGCAAAUGAAGGCACUGAAGAAGUUAAAGAAAGAAAUCUAUAAUCCUGUUCCCAAGAGGAUUUCUAGUAGAUUGUGCUUGUAUUACAGAGACCGAGCUGAAAAGAUUCUCAGUGAAAGGGCAAGGGAUAAAGAAGAGGAUGGAAAGAGGUGUGCAGUUUGCUUAGAAGAUUUUGAGCCUAAAGAGAUGGUGAUGGUAACCCCAUGCAGCCAUAUGUUUCAUGAGGAAUGUAUUGUGCCAUGGGUGAAGAGCCAUGGGCAGUGCCCAGUGUGUAGGCAUGCACUCUGUGACCGAAUUGGAGGAAGCGCUGCAGGACCCUCAAACAAUAACAACUUCCAUGGUUUAUCACCUAAUGAUCUAAUUGCAAUCUUAAGAGCAAUGGGAACCAUGUAAUUCAAAUGUCAAUUGCCGUGAUUUCAAUCAUUGUAUGCCAAUUUCACAUGAAUAAAAAUAAAAGAAAAUGGUAUAUA